AUGGCGACAGAGACGGAUUUCUUGGAAGGCAUCCUUACUCCUCGGAUGCCUUUGAAACUGGAGAGCCUUUUGGGCCGUGGAUCUGCUGGAGAAGUCUGGAAGGCGCGCUCGCCCUUGGGCCUCGUGGCGGUGAAGUGCUUAGACCUGGAAGCGUCUUCCGAGGAGCUCCAACAAGCUUCACAAGAGGCCUCGUUGCUACGGCGGAUUCGUCAUCCCAACAUCGUGAGGUUCUUGGACUUGGUGGUGGAGGGCGGACAGCUGCGCAUGGUGAUGCAGCUGAUGGAAGGCGACUUAGGGCAGGCGAUUACUCGUCGCCGUGAGCGGGGCAGAGGAGGCUUUGGUGAGGCGGGACGUGGGACGUGGCUGGGACGCUUGGCCAGCGCUUUACGUUUCCUCCACCAGGUGAAGAUUCUCCACCGCGACGUGAAGCCGGCGAACAUCUUCCUCUCGAAGACGCAGGAUGCCGUGCUGGGAGAUUUCAGCAUCGCCAAGGUCCUGGGCGAAGAUCUCGCAGCCACACAGAUCGGCACACCUGGGUACUUGGCGCCUGAGAUUUGGCUGGGGCAACCGUACGGCCCCAAGAGCGACGUCUUCUCACUGGGUUGCAGCAUCUUCGAGGUCCCAUCUCAAAGCUAA
Messenger RNA from Durusdinium trenchii, 636 nucleotides. Lineage: Eukaryota; Dinophyceae; Suessiales; Symbiodiniaceae. The record is from the annotation of a GenBank genome assembly.